AUGUGGCAAUGCCACCUCUCAGCCCAGGACUACCGCUAUUAUCCAGUGGACGGUUAUUCGUUGCUUAAACGCCUCCCUCUUCACCCUCCUACAGGACCCCGAUGCCCUGUCCAGACAGUGGGACAAUGGUUGGAAAAUAUUGGGCUACCUCAGUAUGAAAACCACUUGCUGGCUAAUGGAUUUGACAAUGUGCAAUUUAUGGGAAGCAAUGUAAUGGAGGACCAAGAUCUCUUGGAAAUAGGAAUACUUAACUCUGGACAUAGACAGAGAAUACUCCAAGCAAUUCAGCUUCUCCCAAAGAUGAAGCAGAUCGGUCAUGAUGGCUACAACCCUGCCUCUGUAGCUGAAUGGCUGGAUUCCAUUGAACUGGGUGACUAUACCAAAUCCUUUCUAAUUAAUGGCUAUACAUCGAUGGACCUUGUGAAAAAAAUCUGGGAGAUUGAAUUAAUUAAUGUCUUAAAAAUUAGCUUGAUUGGUCAUCGGAAGCGUGUUCUGGCAUCCUUGGGAGACCGGCUACACGAAGAUCCUCCUCAGAAGCCACCUCGUUCGAUAACCCUCAGGGAACCCAGCGGUAACCACACUCCUCCUCAGUUGUCUCCAUCACUCAGCCAAAGCACUUUCACUACUGGUGGCUCCCUGGACGUUCCCCACAUUAUCAUGCAGGGUGAUGCAAGGAGAAGAAGAAAUGAAAACUAUUUUGAUGACAUUCCCCGGUCGAAGCUGGAGAGGCAGAUGGCACAGCAGUCCUCUGUCUGUGAGAUCUGGACCAACCAGAAUGCAGGAUAUCCUUUCUCAUCGAUCCAUCAGGUUCAUAAUACGGGAGACUGGGGAGAGCCUUCAAUUACCUUACGACCUCCAAAUGAAGCCACAGCAUCAACACCUGUACAAUAUUGGCAACAUCAUCCAGAGAAACUCAUCUUCCAGUCAUGCGAUUAUAAAGCAUUUUAUUUAGGUUCUAUGCUGGUAAAAGAGCUAAGAGGCACAGAAUCAACACAGGAUGCAUGUGCAAAGAUGAGGGUAAACACGCAGAAGUCUACGGAACAAAUGAAGAAAGUGCCAACCAUUGUCCUGUCUGUCUCAUACAAAGGAGUCAAAUUUAUUGAUGCAACAAAUAAGAAUAUUAUUGCUGAACAUGAAAUCCGUAACAUCUCCUGUGCUGCACAAGACCCUGAAGACCUUUCUACAUUUGCGUACAUCACUAAAGACUUGAAGACCAAUCACCACUACUGCCAUGUAUUUACUGCAUUUGAUGUGAAUUUAGCUUACGAAAUCAUUCUCACACUAGGACAAGCAUUUGAGGUGGCCUAUCAGCUUGCACUACAAGCACGAAAAGGGGGCCAUUCUUCAACCCUCCCUGAGAGCUUUGAAAAUAAACCCUCCAAACCUAUUCCAAAACCACGUGUUAGUAUUCGGAAGUCAGUGCAGAUAGAUCCAUCUGAACAAAAGACUCUUGCGAAUCUACCAUGGAUUGUUGAACCUGGACAAGAAGCCAAAAGAGGCAUUAAUACCAAGUAUGAAACUACCAUUUUCUGAUACAAAACUGUCCCCCUAUUCCUUGUUGUGCCUUGCACUCCAAGCAGUCACAGCACAGCCUUUCCUUUAUGGCAACGUUUCAACCCAGCAGAGAGGAAGACUGCACUGUAUGCGUGGCCUUGUAACUAACAAAAAAGGCUGAUAGUCAUUUCUGGUGAUGUUCUUCUUCCUGCAGCACUGACAGAAGAAUGACACUAUACGAAGACUUUUAAAAUUACAGUCUACAAGAGGAGUGAGAAACCUUAUUUUUCACGCAGUUCUCCCUUGUGACUCUGCCACAGUGCUUUCUUUGAUUUCUUAUUUUAGAAUUCUACUUUUUAAAAAACAGAAGGUCUCUAAACUAACACUAAUGCUGCCUACGAGUAGGAUAUUUGAUUGGUUUUUUAUUUAAAUCUUGGCAGUUUUUAAUUGAAAUAUAAACCAGAAUUAAUGAAUAGAGUAUUUGUGAAACCACUGAAUUCAUUAAUAUUUGCUCUGUUGAAUAAAGAACUCAUUAAUGUGACGAGAAAUUAGGUACCCUGAUUUCUGUGUGCGCUGGUUUUAUAUGUAAUCCUUGGUGUCCUUUGAUCCUCUGCAGAAACAGGAGCCUCUUGAACUGUAACAAAGGAUCAGAGUUUUAUGAAUGGUUAGAAGAAAGGUAUUAAUAACGCACAGAAAACAUUUAUUAGAUAUUUUUAUGGAAGAGAAGUACUAUAGGAAAACAUGAGAGUAUUUAUGGAAAGGAAGCCAGAUUAAUUAUGACAAAUGUUGUUUAUUUUAAGGUUAAUUAAACCAUUGCUAUUGCAGCAUUAUGAAAAUUAUAGAAGUUGUAGCAUCAGUGCACUGGAUGUUCCAUGUCACCAGUCUGAAAUGGAAGUGGAAUGGUCAUUCCACCAUUCUACUCCACUUACAUACACUUUAUGCAGUUUGACAUUGCUAUAGCCAUGAAUUCUACUCGUAUUUUUUAAAAUAAUCUCAGUGGUUCUAAAAAAAAAAAAAAAAAAAAAAGUCAAAACUCUGGAUUUUGCUAUCAAGAUUUCUGCCACAGAAAGCUUGUUUAGAAGAAUGUUGAUAAAAUUCUACCGUGAAACAUUUUCUAAAUAAAAAUAGCGAGAAAAAGAAAAAAAUUCCAAAGUAAUAAAAUUGUUUUCAUGGAAAAAAACGAGUUAAGCAUUUGCUUAAUAUUUGAUUAAAUAAUAUUUACUUACAUUUUCUUUAAAGUGUUUUAAUUUUUUUAAUGUCUGUGGAGUAUUUGUAUAAUACCAUGAUGUAUAUUUAUGUAGAACUGAAAUUAUAACAGUACAAAUAUCACUAUAGGAGAAAAAAUGGCAUUUUAACGUAUAUUGUUCUAUCAAGUCAAAUUGUGAAUCAUUUUGAAGUUCAUUAUAGAGAUAUUGAUAAAUUGUGUGGUUGUCUUAACGUUUUUUUAAUUAUUAUUUCAUAUCCAGCUGAGGUUUUCGGUUUGACUCAGCAGUUGGUGAAUUCCAAAAUUGGAAAUGGAACUCGGUUUAAACCUGAUAAUUGUAUAUGAUUUAGUUAAACAUAAUCAUAGCGCUGAGUGAUGACAUAAUUUUAAUACAGUAUUCAAUUUACUUGAACAAAAUAGUUCCUUGUACAUAUUUUGCCUCUUCACUGUUGAUAUGUACGUAGUCAACUGACAGUCAAAAACUAACACAAAAAUAUGGUACCAAAAGGAAAAACUGUAUAGGAGAACAGUAAAUAGUAGCCUCACUGCAACAAAACUUAUGUAAAUAUGCUUGGGCUUCCAGUUAUAAAUUUUGUAAUUUUGUCAUUUAUUUAUAUCCUAUAAAAGCACACAAAAUAAAAUGAAGUUGUACAGUC
Molecule: messenger RNA, 3354 nt
Organism: Centrocercus urophasianus (Greater sage-grouse)
Lineage: Eukaryota; Metazoa; Chordata; Aves; Galliformes; Phasianidae
Gene: ANKS1B
Product: ankyrin repeat and sterile alpha motif domain containing 1B
Exons: 13
Coding region: 1-1533 (510 amino acids)
Cellular component (GO): cytosol
Molecular function (GO): protein binding
Source: RefSeq, a predicted model, not a curated record